Molecule: messenger RNA, 1340 nt
Organism: Zea mays
Lineage: Eukaryota; Viridiplantae; Streptophyta; Magnoliopsida; Poales; Poaceae
Product: ankyrin-3
Exons: 3
Coding region: 536-1036 (166 amino acids)
Biological process (GO): protein K6-linked ubiquitination
Cellular component (GO): BRCA1-BARD1 complex; BRCA1-A complex
Molecular function (GO): ubiquitin-protein transferase activity; protein binding
Source: RefSeq, marked provisional
CUAGGGUUUGCCUCUUCCCUCUCGGCUCUCGCUCCCACCACCACCACCAGGCAGACGCAGAUCGGCGGCGGGAUAGGCUAGCAAUGAUCCCCAAUUCCGACUUCCUCUAGACUGCCUGGCGGUCGAAUUCCGAUUCGAUUGGAGUAGGGAACGAGAAGGGAACAAAUACACCGGCACCACCACCAGACCAGACAGCACGUGCCUCCAUACUAUGGUUUACGCCCCGUGCCGCUCAUCGACGCCGCCGUCUUCCUCGCCGAUGCUCCACAAGAACCUCCGCGCCCUCGGACCCGGCUUGAAUCCCUUGGCUCCCUUCGGCAUGGGCAACUACUCCCGCUAGCCGUUUCCUCCUAUCCCUCUUUCUCCGAUUCCGAUCUCUGAGUGCUUCCGCCUCCGCCCCCGGCCGCUUCCUCCAUCGGAACCGAUCCCCGCUAUUUUACUCCCGUUCGUUUCAUUGUUCCGUUGCUUUGGAUCUGAGUCUCGAGAUCCUCCCCUGUCCUGCUGCUCGAGGAGCCGCCAAGGAUACCAAAAUACCAUGGUGCAGGUGCGCAGGUCGCUCAGCAUGAGCCGCCUUCGGAGCUGCCACGACGCGGACGACCGUGGCUGGAACCCGCUCCAUGUUGCUGCUCGCAAGGGAGACCUCAAGGAGGUCCGACGUCUCCUGGAUGAGGGGGGGAUGGAUGUGAAUGCACCUGCAUGGGGACCAAAAUGUCCUGGUGCUACCCCACUCCAUCUGGCUGCUCAGGGUGGGCAUGUUAAAAUCAUGGAUGAACUACUGGAGCGUGGUGCCAAUAUUGAUGCUCGAACAAAAGGGGCAUGCGGCUGGACUCCUCUACACAUUGCUGCCAAGGAAAGGAACAAGAAGGCUGUGAGAUUCCUGAUUGAGAAUGGAGCAUUCCUUCCUCCUGAGAUGAAUGACCAUAGGUUCAAUCCCCCCCUCCAUUACUGCUCUGGGUUAGAAUGGGCGUAUGAGAUGAAGCGCAUGCAGGAUGAAAGCGAUUCGCCUGGCGAAACUUCGUUGAGCUCGGAUAACUAGAGAGAAAGCAGCAGGUGCAUGCAGCUUGAGAACGAUGAAGUUAAGUCAAGUCAUUGAGUACAUUUGCUUGAUGUCUGGAUGAUGGAGAUGUUCUGUUCUGUGACUUUAGAAUAAUUGUUGAGUGGUACCUGUAAUAUACGACGAGUGAUUUGUUGAAUAAUAAUCAUACACUAGUGUAUAGCGCGCACAUGCGCGCAUGCCGUUCUGUGGUGUAAAAUCUUGUUAUAAGCAUGUAUAACUUGAUAUUGUAUCGUGAACAUGCAUAUAUGCAGAGUAGUCAUUAUUGAGACAUGAGUAUCAGAUC